Malus domestica (apple) is the source of this 1442-nucleotide messenger RNA. Its product is annotated as early nodulin-like protein 17. NCBI's taxonomy places the organism in Eukaryota, Viridiplantae, Streptophyta, Magnoliopsida, Rosales, Rosaceae. Gene Ontology annotation, cellular component: plasma membrane. The record is from RefSeq and is a predicted model, not a curated record. Gene Ontology annotation, molecular function: electron transfer activity.
AAGAAUUCACAAUAUAAGUACUUGUAAAUUAUGUCCUUCUUACAAAAAUAUUCUCAUGCAACAUUUACAGAGUGAGGACUGAGGGAAACUACCCUCUUUAAAUUAUGUCCCUGUUGCUAAACUAUGUGCACAGCAAAAGCAGGUGGACUGGAUUUGGGUCUUGUGCAAUUGUGCUUUUAGCUGUAACGGCACAUGGUUUACAACGUGCCAAACGACCAUUAACCCUUUUGAUUUGGUUUGCUUUUCAUACCUUGAUUGCUUGGGCCAAACCUUAGCAGAAGAAAAAUAUGUCAUUUAUUACACAUUAGAUAUUAGUAGAAAUGUUCUUCUGUUUUUGGGAGGGGGUAUAAAUACGGGGCAUCAAGUGUAAAUGUGUAGACCUUGCAUCUAACUUAACAUUAGUAGAAGAAAAGGAUGUCAUUCAUUACACAUUAGACACUAGUAGAAAUAUUCUUUUGUUUUAGGGAUGGUUUAAAUACAGAGCAUCGAGUGUAAAUGUGUAAACUUUAUGCAUCUAGCUUAACAUUAGCAGAAGAAAAAUAUGUCAUUCAUUACACAUUAGACACUAGUAGAAAUAUUCUUUUGUUUUAGGGAUGGUUUAAAUACGGAGCAUCGAGUGUAAAUGUGUAGACUUUAUGCAUCUAGCUUAACAUUAGCAAAAGAAAAAGAUGUCAUUCAUUACACAUUAAGCAUUAGUAGAAAUAUUCUUUUGUUUUAGGAAUGGUUUAAAUACAGAGCAUACUGUAGCUCAAAUUAUCUGGAUAAGUAGCUAAAAAAGCUCAAAAGCAAAGUGCUUUUUUAGACACAGCUGCCCAGAGCAACUGCAACUGCUUAUCAGAGACUGAUAGAGUGAGAAAGCAAUGGAGAGAAAGGGAGCCAUGGUGGUGGUAGUGCUUUUGUGCUUGGCAGUGGUGAUCGAACUUCCAGAAGCAUCAGCUACGAGAUAUUUAGUGGGAGGGAAAAUGGGUUGGACCAGCAAUGUCAACUAUACUAUUUGGGCUCAGGAUAAGCACUUUUACAAUGGAGACUGGCUCUUUUUUGUGUAUGAUAGGAACCAAAAUGAUGUUCUAGAGGUAAACCAGACAAACUAUGUCUCGUGCAAUGUUGAACAUCCCCUUCACAACUGGACCACCGGAGCCGGAAGAGAUAUUGUUCCACUGAAUGAGCCAAGGCACUACUACUUCAUUAGUAGCAAUGGGUUCUGCUACAGUGGCAUGAAGAUUGCCGUUAAAGUUGAAAACAUGCCUUAGCUAUGUCGUGUUUGUUAGUAUUCUGGAUUAGUAUGAUCACGUGGCGGUCAUAAUAUGUGUGUUUUAAUAGAGUUGUGCUACAUAAUUGGCAUGUCAUGGACUACAAACAUGCGUAUUAUAAAAUAAGUAAAUUAAUAACACAACAUGAUUGUGCGAUUCAAAAUCACACUUAAUUCAUCAUCGAAUUUCGCU